This is a messenger RNA of Geodia barretti, 813 nucleotides long. NCBI's taxonomy places the organism in Eukaryota, Metazoa, Porifera, Demospongiae, Tetractinellida, Geodiidae. The record is from the annotation of a GenBank genome assembly.
AUGAAGCUUCUCACUUUCAACAUGUGCGUGGAAGUCGGGAGCGUGGCGGAGCGGUUGGAGGCGCUGGGUGAGUUAGUGCGCGACAAGAGGCCAGAGUACAUAGCCCUGCAAGGAGUCACGAACGACACGCUCAAGACCAUCAAGACGAGCGGCUGGGCCGCCCGCUACCCGCACAUCACACAGCCGCCCACCAGGUUCGAGACGCGAACGAAAGCGACCGUCGCUAUCCUAUCGACCUACCCGGCCGUCAAGUCCAUCACGAUAAACUACCACGACAGCCCGGGGAAAAAGAAGGCCGUGGUGGGCUUCUUCAGCAUGUACGACAAGCAGAAGGUGGAGCAUUACAUCUGCGUAGUCUCCACCAUGCUGGAUCCCGGCCUGGACCUGUCCCUCAUACGAGAACAGGAGAUCAAUGAGCUCAUGUACGAGUUACGUGACCACGACGACUGUUUCCUACUGGCUGAUAUGGGCCUCAUCGCCGGGGUUGACGGCUCCCUGGAGCUGAGCGGUGGGUGGAAAGACGCCUGGCUAGCCUGCGGGAAAUCUCCCAAAGACGGCCACACGGUUGAUCCGGACUCAAACUCGCUCAUCAAGAGCGGCCAGCGAGACAGACCUGAUCGGAUCCUGUAUCGCACCCAGCGCUACCAGCUGGACUCCACCGAAGUGGUGGGGACUGCUAAAUUCAAGGGAACAUUCAUCAGCCCUCAUUUCGGCGUUCUUUCGGUUUUCUCCCCGCUAGACACCAUUCUCCCUGACCACCCUGUUACUGAUCUACCGUGUAGUUUCCUCAGACCAAGAAACAGUCUGCACUAG